This is a messenger RNA of Tachyglossus aculeatus (Australian echidna), 5280 nucleotides long. RefSeq names its product solute carrier family 4 member 7 (gene SLC4A7). The transcript is spliced from 26 exons. The record is from RefSeq and is a predicted model, not a curated record. Gene Ontology annotation, cellular component: basolateral plasma membrane; plasma membrane; apical plasma membrane. Gene Ontology annotation, biological process: bicarbonate transport; transmembrane transport; regulation of intracellular pH. Bases 30 to 3791 code for a protein of 1253 amino acids. Gene Ontology annotation, molecular function: solute:inorganic anion antiporter activity; sodium:bicarbonate symporter activity; monoatomic anion transmembrane transporter activity. Lineage: Eukaryota; Metazoa; Chordata; Mammalia; Monotremata; Tachyglossidae.
GCUCGGCGGCGGCAGGAGGGCGUCGGGCCAUGGAGGCGGAGCGGGCCGGGGAGCAGAUGAGACCGCUACUCACCCGGGGUCCUGAUGAAGAAGCUGUUGUGGAUCUUGGGAAAACAAAUUCAACUAUCAAUACAAACUUCGAAAAGGAAGAACUAGAAAGUCAUCGAGCUGUCUAUAUUGGUGUGCACGUCCCAUUUAGUAAAGAGAAUCGUCGACGCCACAAGCACCGUGGACACAAGCAUCACCACCGAAGGAAAAAAGAUAAAGAAUCAGAUAGAGAAGAUGGGCGCGAGUCUCCUCCUUACGAUACACCCUCCCAACGAGUCCAGUUUAUCCUUGGUACUGAGGAUGAUGACGAAGAGCACAUUCCCCAUGAUCUCUUCACCGAAAUGGAUGAACUUUGUUUCAGGGAUGGAGAAGAAUAUGAAUGGAAAGAAACUGCUAGGUGGCUAAAAUUUGAAGAGGAUGUUGAAGAUGGUGGUGACAGGUGGAGCAAACCUUAUGUGGCAACUCUGUCUUUGCACAGUCUCUUUGAAUUAAGAAGUUGUAUCUUAAAUGGAACAGUCAUGCUGGACAUGAGAGCAAGUACUCUAGAUGAAAUAGCAGAUAUGGUACUGGACAACAUGAUAGCCUCUGGCCAGUUGGAUGAAUCCAUAAGAGAGAAUGUUAGGGAAGCUCUCCUGAAAAGACAUCAUCAUCAGAACGAGAAGAAGUUCAGUAGUCGGAUCCCCCUCGUUCGAUCUUUCGCAGACAUAGGCAAGAAACAUUCUGAUCCUCACUUGCUUGAACGGAAUGGGGAAGGCCUUUCAGCCUCCCGCCACUCUUUGCGGACAGGUCUCUCUGCUUCCAACCUUUCUCUGAGAGGAGAAUCACCUCUGUCCCUUCUCAGCCUCCUUAUUCCUUCUUCAAGAGCUGGGACCCCAGCAGGCUCCAGGUGUACCACCCCCGUACCCACCCCUCAAAACAGCCCACCUGCCAGUCCUAGCGUCGGCCGCCUGGCCUCCACCAGUUCCCAGCAGAGUCAGCAUCAGGCCCCAGAACUUCUGGUUUCACCUGCCAGUGAUGAUAUUCCCACAGUAGUAAUUCAUCCACCCGAGGAGGACUUAGAAGCACAGGAAGGCCAGGAGCAGAAGAAAGAGGAUAAUGUUGACAUGACACCAGGUAUUCUGGCCUCUCCACAGUCAGCACCUGGCAAUUUAGACAUUAGCAAAGGUGGAGAAGUUAAAGGUAAUGGAACUGGAGGAAGCCGAGAAAAUAGCACAGUUGACUUCAGCAAGGUUGACAUGAACUUCAUGAGGAAAAUACCUACAGGGGCUGAGGCAUCAAAUGUUUUGGUGGGAGAAGUAGAUUUUUUGGAAAGACCUAUCAUUGCAUUUGUGCGGCUAGCUCCUGCUGUUCUCCUCUCAGGACUGACUGAAGUCCCGGUCCCAACAAGGUUCUUAUUUCUGUUGCUGGGCCCAGCAGGCAAAGCACCACAGUACCAUGAAAUUGGAAGAUCAAUAGCUACUCUAAUGACUGAUGAGAUUUUCCACGAUGUUGCCUAUAAAGCAAAAGAUCGAAACGAUCUCCUGUCUGGAAUCGACGAAUUUUUAGACCAAGUAACAGUCCUGCCUCCAGGAGAGUGGGAUCCAUCUAUACGUAUUGAGCCACCAAAAAGUGUUCCUUCCCAGGAAAAGAGGAAGGUACCUAUAUUUCCAAAUGGAUCUACUCCCUCAGGUGAGAUCCACAAAGAGGAGGGCCAUCAUUCUGGACCUGAGUUGCAGAGGACUGGAAGGCUUUUUGGUGGUUUGAUACUUGACAUCAAAAGGAAAGCACCUUUUUUCUUGAGUGACUUCAAGGAUGCAUUAAGCCUGCAGUGCCUGGCCUCGAUUCUUUUCCUAUACUGUGCCUGUAUGUCUCCUGUAAUCACUUUUGGAGGGCUCCUUGGAGAAGCUACAGAAGGCAGAAUAAGUGCAAUAGAAUCUCUCUUUGGUGCGUCGUUAACUGGGAUUGCCUAUUCAUUGUUUUCUGGGCAACCUCUUACAAUAUUGGGAAGCACCGGACCAGUUCUAGUAUUUGAAAAAAUAUUAUUUAAAUUCUGCAAAGAUUAUGGCCUUUCCUAUUUGUCAUUACGAACCAGUAUUGGUCUGUGGACGUCAUUCUUAUGCAUUGCUCUUGUAGCGACAGAUGCGAGCAGCCUUGUCUGUUAUAUUACUCGAUUUACAGAGGAGGCUUUUGCAGCUCUUAUUUGCAUCAUAUUUAUUUAUGAAGCAUUGGAAAAACUCUUUCACUUGGGAGAGGUAUAUGCUUUCAACAUGCACAACAACCUAGAAAAACUGACAUUAUAUUCGUGUGUCUGUGCUGAGCCCCCAAACCCUAACAAUGGAACUGUAGAAAUGUGGAAGAAAAUUAAUAAAACAGGGGAUACUAUUUCCUGGGGAAAUCUCACCAUUUCUGAAUGCAAAACCUAUCAUGGUGUGUUUGUUGGAUCAGCUUGUGGCCUCCAUGGGCCUUAUAUUCCUGAUGUUCUUUUUUGGUGUGUCAUCUUGUUCUUUACAACAUUUUUCCUUUCAUCUUUCCUUAAGCAGUUUAAGACCAAGCGCUAUUUUCCUACCAAGGUGCGAGCAACAAUCAGUGACUUUGCUGUAUUUCUCACAAUAGUCAUAAUGGUUGCAAUUGACUACCUUGUAGGAGUUCCUUCUCCUAAACUUCAUGUUCCCGAGAAGUUUGAGCCUACUCGUAAAGAUAGGGGUUGGAUCAUAGACCCUCUCGGAGAAAAUCCUUGGUGGACAUUAUUAAUAGCUGCUAUUCCAGCCCUACUCUGUACGAUUCUUAUUUUCAUGGAUCAACAAAUUACAGCAGUAAUCAUAAACAGAAAGGAGCAUAAACUGAAGAAAGGAGCUGGCUACCAUCUUGAUUUGCUCAUGGUUGGUGUUAUGUUAGGAGUUUGCUCCAUCAUGGGUCUACCUUGGUUUGUGGCUGCAACAGUAUUGUCUAUAAGUCACGUGAACAGCUUAAAAGUGGAAUCUGAAUGCGCAGCUCCAGGGGAACAACCCAAAUUUUUGGGAAUCCGGGAACAGCGAGUGACUGGAUUAAUGAUUUUUGUUCUGAUGGGCAUGUCUGUGUUCAUGACCUCUGUAUUAAAGUUUAUUCCAAUGCCAGUCCUUUAUGGUGUUUUCCUUUACAUGGGAGCUUCUUCACUCAAAGGCAUCCAGUUUUUUGACCGUAUAAAGUUAUUUGGAAUGCCAGCAAAACAUCAACCUGAUCUGAUAUACCUGCGUUACGUUCCAUUGUGGAAGGUCCAUAUCUUUACGGUUGUUCAGCUCACGUGUCUGGUUCUUUUAUGGGUGAUCAAAGCUUCAGCUGCUGCAGUAGUUUUCCCCAUGAUGGUUCUUGCAUUGGUGUUCAUACGCAAGCUCAUGGAUCUAUGUUUCACCAAACGAGAACUUAGUUGGCUUGAUGAUCUCAUGCCCGAAAGUAAGAAAAAGAAGGAAGAUGAUAAAAAGAAAAAGGAAAAAGAGGAAGCUGAAAGGAUGCUUCAGGUUAGUGACAGUGAAAGGGUGCACCUUCCAUUUGAAGGGAGAAGUCUCUUGCAGAUUCCUGUUAAGGCUCUAAAAUACAGUGUUGAUCCCUCAGUUGUAAACAUAUCAGAUGAAAUGGCCAAAACUGCACAGUGGAAGGCACUUUCCAUGAACACUGAGAGUGCCAAAGUAACCAGAUCUAACAUGAGCCCUGAAAAACCAAUAAGUGUGAAAAUAAAUUUGGAAGAUGAGCCUAUGCGGAAAUAUGUGGAUGCUGAAACUUCAUUAUAGAAAGGAACCAAGAGGAAUUAUGUGUGUGUGUGUGCGUGCGUGUGUGUGUUAUGUAUUUGUAUAUAUCAUUAUGGGUUGUCAUACUACUGAAGUGUGAUCACCAUGUUUCUUGAAGCUGUGUCCUCCAACCAUUAUGCCAAGAGUGGUAGAGACUGUGUAUAUAAGGAAAUCGAUAUGUGGUUAUUACCCUUCAGAUAUUUAUUCUAUCUUUCAUUUUAAAAUAGGAAGAUGGGGCAAGAUGCAUAUGUAUAUUCUCCCCCCUCCACCCCCAACCCCCACAAAUCUAUGUGUGUGUCAGAAGUAAUUCAGAUCAGCCUUAGCUUAUAAGUACCGGUCCACAUUUUAGAAUCUUGUGAUGUUAAAGUUUUAACCUGAUCUAUUGGAAAAUCUUUGGUGCAGUCCAGUUAUUACUCUGGGUCUUUGUGGGAAGCACAAGCAGCAAUCAUGUGAUAACAAGGUCAUGACGUAGCUCUGAGGUAUGUGGAUGAUCUGUUCACCCUCUAUCACACUCACUUUUCACGGAGGUGACUUUGCAGUCCUCAGUGCUUUUUAAAAAGUACCCAAAGAACCAAGAAAAAAAAAAAUCCAACCUCUUAUUUACUUUGUAGCACUCAAGUAGAAAUAUAAGUGAUUUUAAAAUGUAGUUUACCCCUAAGCCAAUCCUGGCUAUUCUGUAUAUCCAUAAUUAUUUUUUUCAUACAAUAUAGAAUGGCUCAACAGUUAAAUAAGAUCUAACAUAUAUCAGAUCAUGUUCCUUUUAAUUCUUUAUAAAUGGUCAUAAUUACAGAAUAGUCAAAGACUCCUGGGAUUUGUUCUUUGCCUUGUGUUUGCAAAACUCAUACAGAUAGUAAAAGUUAAGCAUACACCGGGGCAGAACAGAACCUCUCUCACCAAAAGAAAUUCUCAUUUUUUUAGGAUGUUUUCAUUUAUUAUCGGGUUUAAUUAUUAAUCAUUUUAAGUGUGAGUAAAUUAUCAGGAGCUAGAAUUCUAGAAGGGUCUGUAAUCAGUAUUACUUUUCAAGCUUUAAGAUUUACCUUUGGAUUGUGUGUUUACAGUUUCAUUCUUCCCAUUGUAAAAACAAGAAAACUAUUUAAUAGCAUGCUUUAAUUUUGUCUUUAAACAUUUUAUUUAUUUUCAUUGGUAAGAAGCUUAAAUGUAACACAACAGAAGAUAAUAUACAGUACAGUAAAUGUCCUUUGUAAAUAUUGGAGCCUUAUGGCAUUUAUGAUUCUCGAGAAAUGUGGUUGGAAAAUUUGAUACAUUUGAUGUUAUGGUACCUUUUAAGCACUGCCAUGUUAGGUUUUUGUUUUCAUUCUCUUUUUUUUGUAGGAAAUUAGCAUUUCAUGUAAAGCAUACACUGUUAUUUACAGACCUGCUUUGUGAUAUUAUUCUCGUUUGUUUUGGCAUUAUUUUAGUUAUCUCCACUUUGUCUUUUUAUGUGCUCAUAGUUUUAACUCCCAACUUUAAAUAAAUAUUAUUAUUAAACCUG